Molecule: messenger RNA, 552 nt
Organism: Drosophila montana
Lineage: Eukaryota; Metazoa; Arthropoda; Insecta; Diptera; Drosophilidae
Exons: 3
Coding region: 1-552 (183 amino acids)
Molecular function (GO): nucleic acid binding
Source: RefSeq, a predicted model, not a curated record
AUGGGUUCCCUGCAACCUGAGCGCUUAUCCACAGACAAGCCACUUCGCCACGUUGGAGUCGACUUCUGCGGUCCAGUGAUCACCUAUCUUCCAAUACGUGGUAAGGGUCCCACAAAAUCCUAUAUCGCCAUAUAUGUCUGCAUGGCCGUAAAGGCCGUUCACAUUGAAAUCGUGUCAGAUCUUUCAACGAAUAAGUUUUUGGAAUCGUUGAAACGCAUGGUUGCCCGUCGUGGACCAGUAUCGCAACAUCUAUUGGCUUCACACUUUGGCGGUCUUUGGGAGGCCGAUGGCAAGAGCGCAAAAGGUCUGCUGGUGCGUACCCUCGCUAACACCCGGUUCACCUUUGAGGAACUGAACACAGCAGUCGUUGAGAUAGAAGCAGACACACUUAUCACCAACAACAUCUCCAACUUGGAUCGUUACGAGCAGAUCACAGCUGUUAAACAGCAAUUCUGGAGUCGUUGGUCUGCGGAGUAUGUGGACUUCGGCUUCCCCAAAUCUCUAUGGUCAUCAUACAUGAGAACAACACACCGCCAAUACACUGGAAAUUAG